GUGUCUUCCCGAAGCGGACAGUGCGCCCUGACCCGUUGAAACAAGCGGUUGGCCUCGUGGUACUAUUCGCGAUCGCGUUUCUACACAGUGUGCUUGAAACGAUGAAUGAAAAUGUACCAUCGCCCCUACUCUUAGUGCCGCAAGGGUUGAACUUUAACGCGACCUGUUUACACACCCGAUGACCUCGUGUUUACGCGUGAAUUUCAAAUCCAAAGUCGUCGGUUCCACGUUUACGUUUAUAUGUAUAUCGUUCGUAGAUACAUCGUGAUUUACGGCCAAACAGAACUAACAAAGUCCAAAGGACUACUUUUCUGCUCGAAUGUUCGUUCUUCGUCGUUCUAAUCGAAGAGGAUGAUCGUGCGGUUGGCCGAUGUCGAAGCGAACGACAAACGUCGGCGGGAAGGUGAGUUUCCGGUUGAAACGCGGUAAAAGUGUUUGGAGGAUGUUCAUCUCGGGAAGGUGGCUUUCGAAGAGUGUUUUCAUCGGUAUUUGGAUCUCGGUAUCGUUUCUGUGGCGUUGAAAAGCCGACGACUUUGACGUGGACGUUUCUCUGCAAAGAUAACACGGUGUAUAUCGUCGAGAGGGAACUAGGCUGCGAAUCGAAAGCAAGGAGCAAGGCAUAUUAGGAUAAAACCUUGUUCCAGCCAUCGUUUAACUCGACAAGUUGCCGCGACCUGUGCAACGCGAAUUCUAAUGUUGUACAGUGGACGGACCGCGUGUGAUCGUCGUGAAAUUAAACGUCGAAAUUAAGCGACGAAAUUGAACUCGACGAGAAAAUGACGCUUCGUUGAGGAAACGGAGACGUUCGAACGAAUCUUGCUUGAACGAAGAACGCUGGAAACCACUUUGGUCAACGAUGGACUGGAUUCAACGAUCGUGGUCGAUCGGCACGAGUACACAGCCAUUGAGCAGGAUCCUCUGUCGCACACCUGUGCCAAAUCGUAUAAAAACACCUGCUGCCCAAAGAAGAUCUCACUCGAGGGCCCAAAAGGUACGUCUACUAUCCAUCGAGGAGUAUCCUGAAUAACGAAAUCGAUAUCGACGCUCUUAAACGCUCUAUGAUAAAACGAGCGUUGUACGCUUAACCAACGGGAGAGAAAGAAUCCAUACGAACGCUCUUCUAUACUGUUUAUGUAUCCAUCAGCCUCAGAUCGAAGUAGAAAAAGGUGUAGGGGGUCAGUUUAAUCGACGGUAGCAGAAGCAAAAGCAAAAGCAAAAGCAAAAACAGCCGAACAGCUCGACGGAAUACACGGUAUCUUCGUACCAAGUUGACAGAUUAUAGGCUAUAUUGCGAUAAGGUAUCGUAAGACCAAAUCCGCGUGGGCAGGCGGCAUUCUCCACGGCCAUGACCGAGUGAAGUAGCCGGGGAUCGUCAGACACGUGGUCCACCACCAUGUUGAACGUAAUGGCAGCGGUGACGACAAGUCUACCUAGUCGAGUAGAUCCGACACCGACAUCUUCCAGCAAUGCCAGCGCUGCAUCGAGCACCGCGCCGAAUAACGUGACGUCAGUUCCUGUGGAGAAUCCAACGGUUGAAAAUCUACCCGAGAACGUGAACGUGUUCGUAGUUGUGAUCAAGGGUAUCAUUAUGGGCGGUAUCAUCACGACGGCAGUGCUAGGCAACGCUCUGGUGAUCGCCAGCGUGAGAAGACACAGAAGAUUGCGCGUGGUAACGAACUGUUACGUGGUGAGCUUGGCAGCGGCUGACCUCUUGGUGGCCAUGUGCGCGAUGACGUUCAACGCCUCUGCUGAAUUGUCCGGAGGCAAAUGGUUGUUCGGUCGGUUCAUGUGCGACGUGUGGAACUCGUUGGACGUUUACUUCUCCACGGCCUCGAUACUUCACCUGUGCUGCAUCAGCGUGGAUAGAUAUUACGCUAUUGUCAGCCCGCUCGAGUAUACAGUGAUCAUGAGACAAGGGACUGUGGGAUGUAUGCUGGGUAGCGCAUGGAUUUUACCGGCUUUGAUCAGCUUCAUACCGAUCUUCAUGGGUUGGUACACCACGCAGGAACAUUUGGAUUAUAUGAUGAAAAAUCCACAGGUCUGCUCGUUUGUGGUGAACCGGCCGUACGCUGUGAUCAGUUCGUGCGUCUCCUUCUGGAUCCCUGGCUUGGUGAUGAUAGUGAUGUACUGUAAGAUCUACAAGGAGGCUGUCAGACAGAGAAAGGCGCUCAGCAGGACGUCCAGCAACAUCGUGCUAAACAGCGUGCAUCAUCACAGGUCCUCGACCAGACAACACCAUCAUCAGCAGAUGCUGCUUCAAGCGGCGGCCGAAACCGGAAAUGGCUAGAAUUAGAGCAGGCUAACGGGACCAACAAACUAAGCACACAGAAGGAGGCAAAAGAAUUUUUAUGUUCUUUAGAGUUAUCAUGUAAAUUGAUUUUGUCUGCUUUAUUACGAGCAUCCGAACGAUCUAUAUCUGCUUAUAAUAAUAUUAUUACAUUGCUAUCAGCUCACGUUCUUAAUAUAAUGCUACAUUGUAUCGUAUCUCUCUUCACAUUGCUGUGUUACGUACGGUAUGAUAUCACGUUGAUCGUACUAUUCGUCAUACUAUUAUUAUCAUGUCAAUUAUCUCGUAUUUUAUAUUAUUACAUAAAACACGUAAAGUACGUAAUUAUUUUGUUUUCUAUUUUUAAUUUAUUUCAACGUAAAUAAAUAUAUAAUGUUUAUGUAUCUUUCUUCACCAUCACGUACAAACUAAUUGCUAUAGGUACCUACUUUCCGGUAUCAGCAACAUAGUAAUAUAUUCGUCGUUAAAAGUAUUCCAGCCUAUUUGCCUAAUCCCCGUCUGAAACAGAUGUAUAUAUAUAGAAGAGAUACUGAUCAGACCAAGAGAAAAAUUAGUCAUUUCCGAAACGUUCUACCGAGUUCUACCAAACUUUUCGUAAAAUUCGCAAUAUAUCGAAACGAUUAUCUUUAUAAUAAUCCCUAUCGUACAUAAUUAGAUAGCUAAGUUGUAAAUAAAAAAAAAUUAUCAAGCAAGAAAAUCAAUUCAGCAACAAUAAUAUUAAGUCAAACCAUUCGUUAUAUCUAUUAGAAGCCCCGUUUAAACCAAUUCUUCUUACUAAUUGCAAAGGAAAGAAAUUUGUUUGUUUGUUAAUGUAUAAUAAAUAGUACAAACAACACGAAACCAAGAAAAGUUAACUUUGAUUGAUUCGACGUUGACUAAUCAGAUUACAGGCGUAGAUCAUAGAUAGCGCAUGAUCAUAGUACGAUCAUAGCGAGUGUAGUGAAGAUUCAAGGUCUAGAUCACUCGACAGCAUAGCAGAUACCGCGUGAGAAAUGCGCGUUCGAAAAUGGAGAUGCGAAGCUUCAAUGGGCGUAAUUAAUGGCACACGAAAUGCCGUAGUUCCGGCGGAAAUGUGAAUAGGCACACGGACGACGUGGAUAUCGGGGGGACUGGCUCGAUUUCCUGCGUAAUAUGCAUGUUCGAUGGAGGUUUAUCGACGACCGAGGACCGAUGGCCGUUUUCUGUCAUCUUCUCCCUGAAAAUUGACGAUUCUUUGAAAGUAUCAGCGAAAAUUUGGUAUGAAGUGGUAUGUCAUGAUAGGUGCGGAAGGAAUACUCAGAUGUUCAACAAAAACGUUUAUUGACUUUUUAACAACUGACGACAAAUAACAAUUAACAACAAGCAACGAUUGACAACAGUUAACGAUUAACAACGCUUGAUAACAGACAAUAGUUAAUGCUGGUUAUCGAAAGUCGACUACUCGUCUCUCUACGUUCGCUUCGCGUAAUCGCUUUCGCACUUCGCAGCUCGGGGCAGACUGAAUCUCUUUUAUUCAAAAGCCACGCCGAUUCUUUUCUUUGUUGGCAAUCGAUAUCGCGCGCGUUUGUUAGAAGUCCGCGACGAUUGCCGCGUAUGCGUACUCCCGAAAAUUCGGCGAAAGAGCCGUAGGGAUAUCGAUGGCACAUAAGGCUUGUCGGCAUAGCGCUUUUAGGAUAAAGCGCUUUGUGCCGCGAAACCGUUGGGAAUUUCCGAGGUCGAGUGCCACCACAGGUAUAAUGGGAGUGGUUAUCGUGAGUAACGAGAAGGUAUUCGAACGGUCUAUACUAUAUAUAUAUAUAUAUAUAUAUAUAUAUAUAUAUAUAUAUAUAUAUAUAUAUAUAUAAAUUAUAUGGAUUGGGAUUCGUUGAAAGUGGCUCGCCAAAGCUUAUAUCAUGCGCAUUAUUCGAAACUUUUCGACACUUCGUUAGCAUUGUAACGAGUUAAAAAAUUACAAGGUACUUAUUUUUCUUCAACUUAUUAUCCACUUAUCUUUCCACUUAUUAUUACUCGAUUACGACUUGAUAAAAUUUACUUUUUUACCUUCUACAGUUAAAGACGGUUAUACGACCAACAAUCGUUCUUAACUGCGUUACACCAGCAAGCUUAUUAGGCUUUGUCUUCACACUGUACUUGUUGACAUUCUUGUAACCGCGAUGAAUUCGAAGGAAGCAGAUUAUAACAUUCGUUGCGUGUGGUCGUCGCAAGAAAUUUGAUCAUCCCUAAUGAAACUUUUAAGAUGAGACGAUAAAAGACGAUAAAAGACGAUGGAAUCUAUAGCGUAGCGAAUUUUGUGUUAGUAAAUUUUACUGACAGCUAUAUCAGACCACGAGAGGACGAAUACGAAAGAUUCGUUUGUGAUCCUUCUGUUAAUAUGUGGCCGAUUAAAUUAAAAGGAUUUUAUUAAUAAUCAGCAUUGACUAACCGAUUCAACUAUUGCCGGGAGAUGUAACACCAGUGGCUUUCGACCCAGGAUUGUCCGACUCUUUCGUUAGAACCCGGCCUUACAUUUCUUAUUACUCCUCCCUUAUCGAUACGGUUAGCUGAUUGCAUCUAUCUCCAGCUGACAAGUUCUAGAUGUCCGAUUUUGCGUUUGACACCUGGCAACCUGGGAUUAUGAAGUUCGCUCGGAGAAUACGGUUCUAGGUCGGGGCGAAGGAUUUUGCAAGCCGGAUUCUGCCUUUUCCCUAUUACGGCAGGUGGUUUCGGGCAAUGCUGUUUCGGAUAAACUACGUCAGAUCCGCCGGAUGACGAGAAGCCGGAUUGUUUGCGGAUAGAAUGUUUGUGUGGUUGGACUUUACGGUAAACGGAGCGAGCGAUAAGUUGCGAAACUCGGCGAGUUCAUUUGGGACAGAAGCAGAAGUUAGAUCGUUUGGAGCAUAGAUCGUAGUGGAGAAAUUUCAGCUGCUACUGCAUUCCAAUUAUUUAUUACUCGUUGUCGCUUCCUCUCAUCCUUAUUCUUUCCCUAUAUUUUCCAUGAAAAUGUUAGCCAAAUUCUUCUUCUACAACUUGAAUGUUAUAAAAAGCAAUUCUAUCGUAGUAACUGACUACAGGUUGCUGGUAUCGGGUGAAGUUGGAAAGAGUAAGUUGAUUUUGAAAAAGGUAAGCCCAUCGUUAAUUACCCAUUAAUUCGUUAUUAAAAUAUUUCUGUCGUCUUUCAAUUUCUUCAAUAACAUAUGGAUACAACACCGGACGUUGUUAAGCUAAUAACGAUAGUACGAAAAGUACUCUGUUAUCCGAAAUUUCCAUCUCGGAAAACCGUCAAACCAAUCGUUAUCGCGUUAUUGCCUUUCCCACGAACGUAAACAUAUACGCAUAUACACAUGAAAUAUCAAAUAUUCAUGAAGAGACCGAAGAGAACGUUACUUCCUCCGCGUAAUUCCACUUCAGACGAGUAUAUACAUUAUUGAAGGCCAGGUCGUUGACUGUUUGCGUUUUGCUUCGAAUACCCGGAGAGAAAGACGUUUUUCGGCCAAGCUAAAUAUGCGUACAACUUGUCUCGCCCGGUGCUCCAACCACCGUUGUUUGCUUUAAUGUUAAAACCGUACCCUGUCGCUCUGAACAGGAGGAACGUCUAUGCGAAAAGUUUGCACGUGCGUAUCCGCCUAUCGUACAUCCGGCCAUCUUUCUUCUCUUCCUUUCCUUCUCUUUUCUUCUCUUUCCUUCUCUUUCCUUCUCUUUUCUUCUAUUUUAUUCUCUUUUCUUCGCGUGCAAUUAUCUUCCAACAUAGGUUCGCAGACGUUCAAAUUGCCCAAAGCACGGAAUUCACGUUCCUAGAAGUUUGGUUGAAAUUAAUUAACUGAAAUUAAGACAAAUGUUUCCCUUCGUCGCGAACGAAUAGUUCUAAUAACGUUGCGCACGAUGCGUACGAGCAAAGUAUCUGACAAAACGAAUCCAUGUCGUAUACUAGAGUUGAUCCACGAGUAAAAAAAUUGGCAUUGUCCUUGUCUUUUCUUUCCAUUAAUUACGAACUGUUUGAAUAUCGAAAGACAAUGGUAUCUGGAGUUUUGUUCAAAACGCUUCUAUCGCUGUUAAGAAUAUUAAAAUUGUGUUAUCUUUUUAAAAUAUUAAUAUACAACAUUGAGAUCGAACCGAUUGGAUUUGUGAUUUGUAUGUAUAUCAUUAAUAUGCGUGGCAAAUGUGCAGAAUAUUUCACGUAACUAAUAUCUCAUGGAGCGGUCAUAACUUUGAAACGAUUAAACAUAGAAGUAUCUUUUUUUUUUCUUCAACGGAGCGAUAUAUAUGUCGGGUUGACGUUAAGAUUAGAGUUAGGGUUAAGGGCGUGAAACGA
Molecule: messenger RNA, 6554 nt
Organism: Bombus terrestris (buff-tailed bumblebee)
Lineage: Eukaryota; Metazoa; Arthropoda; Insecta; Hymenoptera; Apidae
Product: octopamine receptor beta-3R
Exons: 4
Coding region: 1394-2287 (297 amino acids)
Biological process (GO): adenylate cyclase-activating adrenergic receptor signaling pathway
Cellular component (GO): membrane
Molecular function (GO): octopamine receptor activity
Source: RefSeq, a predicted model, not a curated record